AUGUCCUGGACCUCGAUCUCCCAUAAAGUCCUUUCCACACACCAAUUCGGAGCCCUGCCUCUCAGAUCCUCAGUAGACCUCACCACCUGCCUUACCCACGAUGUCGAACAUGCACUUAACUUAAACGGCUCGGCCUCGUUGCUCACUCUCGAUAUCAAAGGAGCCUUCGACGCUGUCCUCCCCGGACGCCUGAUCCGGAGGCUCCGGGAACAAGGCUGGGCCCCUAACCUCACCAAAUGGUUAUCCUCCUUCGUAACCCGAAGAACCAUCCAAGUCCGCCUAGAUGGAACCACAGGCCCCAAAACAAACAUUGAAUGCGGGCUCCCACAAGGCUCCCCUAUAUCACCCAUUCUCUUUAUGUUAUACAUCGCCCCUAUCUUCAAAAUGGGGAAGGACACAAUCAAAUUCGGCUACGCAGACGAUGUAGCUAUACUAGCAGCCUCGAACUCUCUGGAUGAUAAUGUCACCGAACUCAACGCUACCACACUGGAGAUCCUAACCUGGGGCGCCUCAGAAGGCAUCACCUUUGAUCCCGGCAAAUCAGAACUCAUCCACUUCUCAAAACGCAGGACUGAACAGAACCCAGAUACUACCCCUACAAUUACUAUGGGAGAUCUAACAAUCAAAGAACUUGCCAAUGGAAAGCCCUAUAUUAGAUGGCUCGGAAUCCUCUUCGAUAAAAAGUUAUCCUUCAAAUGGCAUACGAAAGAACUAGCUACAAAAGCUAUUGUAAUAGCCAGAGCUCUUAAAUCCCUGGGUAACUCUAUAAGAGGAGCCCCUCCCAGACUACUACGGCAAGCCGCUGAAGCAUGUGUCCUCAAACGUGCAUACUUUGGAGCAGAAACCUGGUGGACAGGUAGAACACAAUUCGGAAUAAACCACCCUACUAAGGUGGAGGGCCAUAUCAACCAGUUAAGUAAGGUUACCUUAGAGUGUGCCAGAGCAAUCCUGCCAGUAUGGAGGACAACCAACAUAGCAAUACUGCACCGUGAAUCAGGACUCCGCCCGCCUGAAAUUGAACUGGACGACCUAGCUCGCGCUUCAACAGUUAGAACCAGAAGACUGGACCCCUACCACCCUCUCGCCUGGAGAGCUAAAUGGAUCCAAGAGGACCCCGGCUCUUUCAAGACCCGUUUCGCCUGCCGUAUCCUAUCUCUUCCGCCCUCGGAACAGAUCGAUCCCCUAUCAGCCCCUAAAUGGCUAGAAUAUGAAUCAAGAGCAGAAAUAAUGAAGCGUAUUCACAGCCCCAAUGGCCGUACCAAACAGGAAGCAGCUACUGAAUUCAACGAUUUCUAUGACCUACUCCCUCGCGAAGAUAUCGUUAUCUUCUCUGACGGGUCUAAACUUGCAAACGGCAACACUGGUGGCGGUUUCGUAGGGUACCAAGACAACCACAAAUUCUGCGAAGGGAGCCUUCCACUAGGAAGAAUGAAGGAAGUAAGACUCCUCUCCAAAUCUACCGGAUCCUCCCAGGACACCUUCUCGGCUUUCCGCCAACUAGCCUCAACCUGGCACAAUGGCACAGUCCAUAUCCGAUGGGUCCCUGGUCAUAAAGAUGUAGCAGGAAACGAAGCGGCUGACAAAGCGGCCAAGGCAGGGGCAGCCCUCCCUCAACCCACAGGGGCCUACUCAUAUGCAGGACUCAGAAGAGUGACCAAAGGACUCAGGCAAAAAGCAAUGAAUCAGCUGUGGUCAACAGUGAUCCCAACAGCCUACAGAGACCUCGAGAUCUUUACCUCACCAAGGAACCCAAAAGAACUCUCUCUCCCUAGACCCUUCCUAGGUCGCCUAAUAGCUAUCCGCUCAGGCCAUGGAGACUUCGCAUCGUACCACGAACGUUUCCUACAUCAAGACGCACAACUGCUUUGCAGAUGUGGAGCCCGUAAAUCCCCAGUACACUUCUUCUUCUGCAGUAUCGCCAAAAGAAACCACCCCCGGCCUAAAGGGAAACCUGCCGAUAUUCUUCCGUUCCUCUGCGGUACCUACGAAGGUGCUGAGGUAUUAGCAAACUGGACGAAAGCGAACGGAUUCUAUACCAACAUAUGUCCCCUCCACCUCCCUCCCCCCCCAAUCUUAAAGGGCCCCAUUCACUCGCUGAAGGAUUAA
Messenger RNA from Sclerotinia sclerotiorum 1980 UF-70, 2106 nucleotides. RefSeq lists its product as hypothetical. Gene Ontology annotation, molecular function: nucleic acid binding. The coding region runs from base 1 to 2106 and encodes 701 amino acids. The record is from RefSeq and is a predicted model, not a curated record. NCBI's taxonomy places the organism in Eukaryota, Fungi, Ascomycota, Leotiomycetes, Helotiales, Sclerotiniaceae. The transcript has 2 exons.